Molecule: messenger RNA, 1102 nt
Organism: Nymphaea colorata (pocket water lily)
Lineage: Eukaryota; Viridiplantae; Streptophyta; Magnoliopsida; Nymphaeales; Nymphaeaceae
Product: soluble inorganic pyrophosphatase 4
Exons: 9
Coding region: 269-916 (215 amino acids)
Biological process (GO): phosphate-containing compound metabolic process
Cellular component (GO): cytoplasm
Molecular function (GO): inorganic diphosphate phosphatase activity; magnesium ion binding
Source: RefSeq, a predicted model, not a curated record
GCGAUGGCUCGAAUAGUGUGUGCGUGAGAGGGAGAGGAAGAGGUGCUUUUAAAAGGGAAGGUUCUCCAGGAAGUAGGAGCGUCUUCACUCCGCUUUCUUCUCCGCAGACUCUGGAUUCUCCGUGGGGCCGUGACUCAUUUACACCGGAGCGGAAGAAAGAAAGAUUCCUCUCGAAGGAGAGAAGGGAACCAGUCUGUUAACGGGGAUAACCUGGUUUCCGUUUCCCUGAGGCCGUUCUUGAGCUCCUUGUGUAACGUUUGUUGUAGAGAUGCCUCCACCGCUUGAAAAUGAAACCAAUUCUACAAAUUUUACCCAUCCACAUCCUCCUCUGAACGAGAGGAUACUUUCAUCGUUGUCAAGAAGAUCUGUUGCUGCUCAUCCUUGGCAUGAUCUUGAGAUAGGACCUGGAGCUCCUACCAUUUUCAAUUGUGUUGUAGAGAUUGGAAAAGGUAGCAAGGUGAAAUAUGAGCUGGAUAAGAAAACGGGUUUGAUCAAGGUGGACCGAGUAUUGUACUCAUCUGUGGUUUAUCCUCACAACUAUGGUUUUAUCCCACGUACUCUUUGUGAGGACAGUGAUCCCAUGGAUGUCCUAAUCAUCAUGCAGGAACCUGUUCUUCCUGGUUGUUUCUUACGUGCUAAAGCUAUUGGACUCAUGCCUAUGAUUGACCAGGGAGAAAAGGAUGAUAAGAUCAUUGCUGUUUGUGCUGAUGAUCCUGAAUACCGGCACUAUACAGACAUCAAGGAGCUGCCUCCUCAUCGCUUAGCUGAGAUCAGACGCUUUUUUGAAGACUACAAGAAGAAUGAAAACAAAGAAGUUGCAGUCAAUGACUUCCUACCUGCAUCUGCGGCCUAUCAAGCCAUUCAACACUCAAUGGAUCUCUAUGCCACAUACAUCGUAGAGAGCCUGAGGAGGUAGACCUGCUGGCUCUUUGAGGUGGAUUUGAGGAAGCAUGUCACCCAUUUAUACUUUUGUGUUCUACAUAGAAUUUACUUCGCCAUAUAUGGUUAUUUUCUUGGUAUGUUUCAAUUUUCAUGUGACUUCACCGUAACCCUCUCGACUAUGGUACUGCCCAAUAUAUAAACUGAAACCGUUCAAUUUGUC